GGCGGUUCGCGGGUUGGUGCUGCUUGAGAUUGUAACGUCUUUGGCUCAUGCCCUCGGACGCACGUGCGUUCUUCGAGACGCACCGCGCGCUCUUCGAGUACGACACGUACUUUCCUGGACAGGACCCGUGCGCGUCAGCGUCAUCCGGGCAUUCGUUUGCCCAGCUCUGCGCACCGUCGUCGUCGGUGUCAUCGUCCUCCUUUGCAGACGCCAUGACGGCGUUGACUGCGUCGGCCGUGCCCACGAUCAGGCCGCCGCCACCGACACCAAUGGCGACGACCUACUGGACAAAGCCGCUGGUGGUGCAGCUGCCAUCGCGACCGGUAGCCCGACCGUACUACGAAGCACGGCCACAUUACGUGGGUCCGAGGGAGAGUGCAUUUCCGCCGCCGCUGUCGCAGCCACCGGUAGCCGCAGCACUGAAGCCUGCGGUACCAGAGCCGCUUCCACUGCAGCCGACCGCCCCUGUCACUGCGACGCUGCCGCCCAUGACGCUCGUCGCCAAGGCGCACGAGUCGUCGUCCAAAGCCAAUGGGACGUUGGCGCCAACCAAAGAGCUCUCGCGCCAAGCGUCGGCGACCAGCAAUCCUUUGCCGAGGGGGCCACCACUGCUCGACAGCUCGGUGCGCGCCUACACGCGCAAGGUCGACAUGGCGCAGAAGAUCGAGAUGCUCGUGGGCCCCAAAUUUGGCCGUGUGUUUGGCCCGAGCAGCAACCUCCCACUGGGCGUGAAGCGGCGGCUUGAGGCGUACGCGAGAUUAGACCAGCGCAAAGAGGCCUUGUACCAACUGCUUCUGAGCGAACAGCACGCCCUCGUAGCCCUUCGCCAUACUCGAUAACACUGAUCAUACGUUGCUGCGUCA
Molecule: messenger RNA, 863 nt
Organism: Saprolegnia diclina VS20
Lineage: Eukaryota; Oomycota; Saprolegniomycetes; Saprolegniales; Saprolegniaceae
Exons: 1
Coding region: 48-839 (263 amino acids)
Source: RefSeq, a predicted model, not a curated record